Anolis carolinensis (green anole) is the source of this 3022-nucleotide messenger RNA. RefSeq names its product small nuclear ribonucleoprotein polypeptide B2 (gene snrpb2). Gene Ontology annotation, cellular component: U1 snRNP. Gene Ontology annotation, biological process: mRNA splicing, via spliceosome. NCBI's taxonomy places the organism in Eukaryota, Metazoa, Chordata, Lepidosauria, Squamata, Anolidae. Gene Ontology annotation, molecular function: U1 snRNA binding. The transcript has 7 exons. The record is from RefSeq and is a predicted model, not a curated record. Bases 1223 to 1897 code for a protein of 224 amino acids.
UGGAUCAGGACGGGAGGCAAACUGCAUUGGAUAAUCCAGAAUGUUGGAUAAGUGAAUGUUGGUUGAAAGCAUGUGUCUUUCAAUGCCAGCGUGCCAUUACCAAAGUGUAUGUAGCUGCAUUUACUUCGCUCUAUGGCAGUUGUUCUCAAAAUGGGGUCCCCAAAUGUUUUUGGCCUACAACUCCCAGAAAUCCCAGCCAGUUUAUCAGCUGUUAGGAUUUCUGGGAGCUGAAGGCCAAAAACAUAUGGGAACCUCAGGUUGAGAACCACUGACAUAUGCAAAGUCACUGCCCAGUGGAUUAAAUGGAGUCAAAGAUUGUCCAAAAUUAUUUCUGGGUUGCUGUGUUUUCCGGGCUGUAUGGCCAUUUUCGAAAAGCAUUCUCCCCUGACGUUUCACCCACAUCUAUGGCAGGCAUCUUCAGAGAUUGUGAGGUCUGUUGGAAACUAGGCAAGGGAGGGAGGUUUAUAUAUCUGUGGAAUAAUGUCCAGGGUGAGAGAAAGAAAGAACUCUUGUCUGCUUGAGGCAAGCGUGAAUGUUGCAGUUGGCCAGCUUGAUUAGCACUGAAUGGCCUUGCUGCUUCAAAGCCUGGUUGUUUCCUGCAUGGCGGGGAAUACUUUGUUGGGAGAGGUUAGCUGGCCCUGAUUCGACAACACACUGGCCCUGAUUGUUUCCAUUAUGGAAUUCCUGUUUUCUGUUUAUGAUGGUUUCAUGACUCCAUGUUCCAUGUGGACAUCAUAGAUAAAAGAAACGUGCUCUUGGGCUGUUUUAUCCUGGCCCACUGGAAUAAUACAAAGCACUACUUCUUUUGAAAAGAUCCUUUGCAGCAUUCAUGUAGCCAAAUAUAGGGCUCUUACCCUAUGGUUGUAUGAACACAGUGAUAAGUUUGCCCAGGCCUGCUCUCUGCUCCUGAACCCGGUGAAGGCAAAAGGCCAGGCCUUCCUGUCCUCCUUUUCCCUCUGCUCUCCCAAAAUAACACUAAACGUUUUUCUAUAGGGGUUACUAUUACUCUAGGAAGGCUCUCCUCACCCUGCGAGGCCAUGACGACGCUAGCAACUCGAUCGUGAGAAAGCUCCGCCCCUUCGUGGAGAGCAGGAAGGAGCUGCUGGGCCCGGAAGCGGAAAGGCAGGGCUCGUGAGCCGUUGGCUGAAGCAGUCUCUCGUGCUGCCUUCUCCGCUUGGCAUUACGCAGUCACUUCCCUCCGCCCGCUCAGGGAAGUUAGAAGAUGGAUAUUCGACCAAAUCACACUCUUUACAUCAAUAAUGUUAAUGACAAAAUUAAAAAAGAAGAACUGAAAAGAUCUUUAUAUGCACUAUUUUCUCAGUUUGGCCACGUAGUGGACAUUGUAGCUCUAAAAACAAUGAAAAUGAGAGGACAGGCCUUUGUUAUAUAUAAAGAGCUUGGCUCAUCCACCAAUGCCUUGCGACAGUUACAAGGCUUUCCAUUUUAUAGCAAACCAAUGCGCAUUCAGUAUGCAAAAACAGACUCUGAUGUAAUUUCUAAAAUGCGUGGUACAUUCGCUGAUAAGGAGAAGAGAAGAGAGAAAAAGAAAACCAAGUCUUUGGAACAGUCGGCCAAUGCUGCAAAAAAGCCAAACCAGGGAGCAAAUCAGAAUUCAGCGAACACCCAAGCAAACUCACAGAACCAGCAGGUGCCUGAUAAUCCACCAAACUAUAUACUUUUCCUCAACAAUUUGCCAGAAGAGACAAAUGAAAUGAUGUUGUCAAUGCUGUUCAACCAGUUCCCUGGUUUCAAAGAAGUGCGUCUGGUCCCUGGCAGACAUGAUAUUGCGUUUGUGGAAUUUGAAAAUGAAGGUCAGGCGGGAGCAGCCCGGGAUGCCCUCCAAGGAUUUAAAAUCACCCCCUCACAUGCCAUGAAAAUCACUUAUGCAAAGAAGUGAUGGAAGUGACCUACAAUCUUCAAAGGACUAACUCUCAUUUUUUCUUUCAAUAUGUUAUGGGUUUUUUUGAUAACUUGAAGUUCAGUUCCUUUUUUGUAAGGGAAAUAUAUUGAGUAGAGUUGUUGGAAGUCAGUAGACAACUGUAAGAAUUCUGAAUACAUUCAAGGAAUGCUAACUACAGAUGAUGGAAAUUUUGUUUAUGUAUAUAGGUCAGUGACCUUACGUUCUGCACAAUAAAGUUGCCUAUUUGUAAAGAAUGCUGCAUUUUAUUUCCUGAUACAGUAAGGAAUCCGUGGGGCAGUCUUACUUUGUCCAAAUUGUUAUGUAGGAAUUACAUGGAAACUGGAUGUUCUUGGAAAAUGCUAGUAAUAUAUUCUAGUAAUAUUGGUUAGACCUUGUCUGGAAUACUGUGUCCAGUUCUGGGCACCACAGUUUAAAAGAGAUAUUGACAAGCUGGAACGUGUCCAGAGGAGAGAGACUAAUUAUCAAAGGUCUGGAGACCAGAAUCCCUUUGAGGAGUGGCUUAAAGAGCUGGACAUUUUUAGCCUGCAGAAGAGAUGGUUGGGGAGAGACAUGAUCGCCAUAUUUAAAUAUCUGAAAUGAUGUCAUAAGGAAGAUGGAGCAGGCUUGUUUUCUGCUUCCCUGAAGACUAGGGCUCAAUUGAGCAAUGGUUUCAAAUUACAGGAAAGGAGAUUCCACUUGAACAUUAGGAAGAACUUCCUGACUGUAAGACCUAUUCAGUGGAACUCACUGCCUCGGAGUCUGGAUGGCCAUCUGUCAGGGUGCUUUGUGCUUUUCCUGCAUGGCAGGGGGUUGGACUGGGUGGUCUGUGUGGUCUCUUCCAACUCUAUGAUUCUAUGAAAUGCCAAUCCUGUGAAAAGUUAGAGGAGACUUAUGUUUCCAAAGCCAUUGUACUGUAUCCUAUUCAUUGAUGUCUUUUAACUCUGCCCUGAUGGCUGCAGCACAUGCACCACUUGCAGAAAUAUCUUAUUUUCCCUGAGGCCUGUGACAGCAAGAGUUCCCCAACGCUGCUGUAGAAUGUGAUUUGACUACAUAUGAUGACCUGAUUGGAGGCUGUAACUGUCAUGUAGCUUGCUUAGAACAAUAAAGUAAUGUUUUCCUUUC